Messenger RNA from Ambispora leptoticha, 1461 nucleotides. Lineage: Eukaryota; Fungi; Glomeromycota; Glomeromycetes; Archaeosporales; Ambisporaceae. The record is from the annotation of a GenBank genome assembly.
AUGAUUUCACCUACAACAACAGCAAGAACAUCUCCAGCACCGCAAAGUUCGCGUGCACCAUCUCGUGCCAACUCAAGAACAGCUUCACGAGCUGGAUCAAGAACUUCUUCAUCAAUGACUCCAUCAAGACCAUCAUCACGAGCCAGUACGCUUGGGCCCAAUCGAAUGACGACAGCAGAAUUACUUGCAAGGCCAGGUUCACCAAAUGACGAUGUUAAACAAUUAAAAGAAUUAGCACAACGUAAAAAUCUGAUAUAUAUCGGAAUUCCGGCGAUCGUGGGUGUCCCCUCGACGCGAUUAAAAGAGACAACACGCGGCGUAUUUCAUAUUUAUAAUCCAACUUCAAAUUCAAUCUCAUGGAGCCUGACACCCAAAUCCCCAACCUAUUAUAAACGAGUGGAGUCGAAAUCGAAUACGUUAGGACAAAAAAUUAAUGAUAACGUGUUCACAGUGAUGAAGCAACAUGGAUUUCUAAAAUCUGGUCAAUCGGAACGAGUUUAUAUAAAUUUCACUCCAUCGGCCGUUGGAAUUUACACUCAGAGUUUUGCAUUGGGUGAAUCAGAAACAACCGAUAUUGGGGAAGGUGAAACGGUGGAAUUACAAAUCGAAGGAAAUGGAUGGCCAGCUGCAAGCCAACGUAAAGACUCGGCAAAAAAAGAAGUCAAGUUUGAAGUAUCCGAAAAAGAAAUACGCAUCCCAAUGACAAGGAUCGGAAAGCAACGAACCUUAGGAAUUAAAAUUGAGAAUCCAACAAAAGAAACAAUACGAAUUAAAUGUAAAUGUGAGGUCAUGGGAGCAACCUUACUUGGCCCGCCUGUUCUAUCAAUCCCGCUGUCGAGUUUAAUCAUUAAACCAGGUGCAACAAUCACGCUGCCAAUCUGUUUUCAUCCACGGAAAAGAGGAGUUAUCAAGGGAUUAGUCACGCUGAGUUCGCCCUUGAGUAAAACCGAAGUAAAAGUUGAUGUAAUAGCGCAGGCUGUUAGUGCGAAUUAUCGAGAUGGUGCUGGAAUUGGGUCAAUUGGUUCUGGUAAUGAAUUAACGAGACCAAUGUCAUCGAUGAGCGGAUAUUCAGUCGUACCAAGUGAAGGUGGCGGUGGUAGCGUUGAUAGUGAAGAAAGUGGUCUUAGGGGUGAAGCUAUUGUUGAUGCAAUGAUGAAAACGAUACAAGAAUCAUUGGAGGAAGUCGAGAACGGUAACAAUAAUAAUAUCUCAGAACAAUCAGAAUCAAGUAGCUUAGUUGGUGAUGAUGUUGAAAAAAUAGAGGAUGAAGAGAAAUCGGGAGAAAGUAAUAAUGAUCCAAACUCUGAAUUGGCAGAGAAUACAGCGAUUGACGCUACAACAACUUCAGGCGCGUCAACUACUAAUGUCCCAGAAGAUGUUGUUGAGUACAAUGCCGACGACAUUUCAUCAAAUGGUUCAUCUGAUACUACUAGAGUGGAAGAAUCUAUGAAUUCACCAUAG